GUGUUUUUKAGGUCCAGGUGGUCCAGUUCUGCGUAAAAACGCACCGAAGUCCGGCCAAACUGUUGGAAGAAACUGCACCAGCUCCUCGUUCCUCUCUGAAUGAGCCGUGUUCAGAGAGGUGGGGGUCUAAAGGAGAGRGAUUCCGGAUUUACAGCUGCCGGGAGAAAGAACCAGCAGAGCUGAAAGCGUUCCGGUGCUGCUGCCAUCUCUGCUGACAACUGAGCGGAGGAAAGUUUAGUUUGUUUGUUUUUUUUCUGCUUUAGUCGUUCGUUUCUCCUUAAAGCACAAGAGACUGCUCACAAGUGAAAGACAUGUUCAAGAAAACGAAGAGUAAAGUGCUGGUGGAUUAUGCGUCAGAGGAGGACGACAUGUGGCACUAUCAUCACUCCUACAAGGAGAAAGACGCAGCAGAGGAUGAGGAAGAGGACGCCGUCACCACUGCAACCAAGGAGGCCAAAGUGAAAAARCUGAUGUCCAAGAAGGAGAAGAGGGAGAAGAAGAUGCUGUCYUCUAAGGAUGACGAGCACUUCCUGUUGACAGGAGUAAAGCUGGCUGAUCGGAAAGGGCCUCAAAAGAAAGUCAAGGACGGCGAGAAGGAAAAGAAGGACAAGGCGGACAAGGGCCACUGUUUCUGGGACAGCGUCACGAUGACGAUGAGGCAAAUUUCACCGACCAAGAAACUGGAGAAGAUGGAGGGCUGGGAGCCGCCCCACGUAGGGAAAUUAACUGAGGCCGUAAACGAUGAACCCCUUGUGGAGAACCGUCAGAAAGGGGAGUUUGCCGUGUCCCUCCCCGACUCCUUAAGCAUUCCAGUGGAAAUACCGUCGUGGGGUGGCCUGGGUUUUGAGGAGGACUCCUCUCGCUACGCCAACCUGACGGACUCCAACGAUUCAGCAGCCGCGGUGAGGUGGACGUCCCGUGCCAAGGUCAAGCUGGCUGGCAUCAGCAGGAUGAGCAGAGGGAUUGUGUCUGAGAGCGCGUGGGGAGGCUUUAAAUAGAAGAACCUCUUUUUCCUGACUCCAUUUUCCUGAGCUGAUGGUGAUUCUUAAAAACAUUCGCCUUUUUCUGUCGCGUAGCUCCAGAACAGACUCGUUUUAAUGCUUUAGAUAAUUAAAAUGAAACRUAGUCAUUAACUGUU
This is a messenger RNA of Austrofundulus limnaeus, 1138 nucleotides long. RefSeq names its product testis development-related protein. The coding region runs from base 312 to 998 and encodes 228 amino acids. The transcript is spliced from 4 exons. Gene Ontology annotation, biological process: spermatogenesis. Gene Ontology annotation, cellular component: cytosol; nucleus. The record is from RefSeq and is a predicted model, not a curated record. Lineage: Eukaryota; Metazoa; Chordata; Actinopteri; Cyprinodontiformes; Rivulidae.